AUUGACAUUCUAUACAGCGCACGAUGACAACGCGAAACCCCAGCUACGAGCUCGGCGUCCAGCACGGCGCCCUUGCUGGCAUCGGGCUCACGAUUGGUGCCUCCAUCCUCACGGUGGCGGCCACGGGCGCUGGCGCGGCGGUAUGGAAGUACGUGAAGAAGCAGCGGCAGCUGUGGGACGUGGAGGCUCUCAUCGCGCACCGGCGGUCGAUUUUCCCCCAAGACUACGACGCUACUCGCAGUGUGCCAGAAGACGUGUUGAAUAAACUACUCGAGAGUGCCAACUGGGCACCCACGCACGGCCGGACCGAGCCAUGGCGCUUUGUCGUGUUUGGCGGCGACGGUCGCCGAGUCCUGGGUGAGAAGGACGCGGAAAUCUACAAAAAGAUCACCCCCGAAGCCUCGUUCAUGCCGAAAAAGUACGCCAAAAAGUUGUCGUCGAAGUUACAAGCGUCGUACGUGAUUGCGAUCUGCCUCAAACGCCAAGACAGCAAGAAGAUCCCCGAAAUCGAAGAAGUGGAAGCUGUCGCGUGCGCGGUGCAAAACUUGCACUUGCGCGCGACGGCGCUUGGCGUGGGGGCGUACUGGAGCACCGGGCCCGGCGUGUACUCGGACGAAAUGAAGGAAUUCCUCCACUUGGGGGCCGACGACAAGUGCUUGGGCUUCUUUUACGUCGGGUACCCCAAACCCGACUUUAAGCACCCCAUCGGAUCGCGCAAACCCGUGCAAGACAAGGUCCGAUUUGUAUACGAAUAGGAGAAUCACGAUAUUAGCUACUUCUAAUUGCACAUUCGGGAAUCAGAUCCAUUAUUGGACUUUGCAUCAUGUACCAAGGAACGACGUUGACAGGGAAGAACAGUAAAUGUA
Aphanomyces astaci is the source of this 866-nucleotide messenger RNA. RefSeq lists its product as hypothetical. The transcript has a single exon. Bases 24 to 755 code for a protein of 243 amino acids. Gene Ontology annotation, molecular function: oxidoreductase activity. NCBI's taxonomy places the organism in Eukaryota, Oomycota, Saprolegniomycetes, Saprolegniales, Verrucalvaceae. The record is from RefSeq and is a predicted model, not a curated record.